Messenger RNA from Teleopsis dalmanni, 417 nucleotides. RefSeq names its product myb-like protein D. The transcript has a single exon. The record is from RefSeq and is a predicted model, not a curated record. Bases 1 to 417 code for a protein of 138 amino acids. NCBI's taxonomy places the organism in Eukaryota, Metazoa, Arthropoda, Insecta, Diptera, Diopsidae.
AUGGCACGACUAUUAACCAACCUAAACAAUGCAACGUUACUAAAAUGGAAGGUAAACGCAACAUCUAGUGAAGGCAAGAUGAUAUUACUUUGCAAUGAUGAACACGCUCUUUUAGCGUACAAAAAAGGCCUAAAUGCCCUAUACUCUGAAACGAUCCAAGCAUCGCAACCGAAAUCUUUCCAAGAAGCUAGGAAAAUGGCAGAAAGCUUAGUGUUCUCCGACCAAAAUCAACGUGUUUUACAUUACCGUGGCAACACACUGCCACAAAAUAACUUUCAGAGAAGAAAUAAUUCAAAUUCUCUAGGUAGAUAUAACAAUUAUAACAACAAAAAUAAUCAUUUUAGAGAUAAUCAAAGAAAUCAGCAUAAUAUUAAUAACAAUUACAAUCACAGAAAUCAGUAUAAUAAUAAUGGUUAA